Molecule: messenger RNA, 3807 nt
Organism: Penicillium longicatenatum
Lineage: Eukaryota; Fungi; Ascomycota; Eurotiomycetes; Eurotiales; Aspergillaceae
Exons: 3
Coding region: 1-3807 (1268 amino acids)
Biological process (GO): regulation of DNA-templated transcription; phosphorelay signal transduction system; phosphorylation
Molecular function (GO): phosphorelay sensor kinase activity
Source: RefSeq, a predicted model, not a curated record
AUGAACUCGCCUAUUUUUCCUACCAAUGAGGACGAAUGGAAGGUCAACUACGAUGGAAAAGACCAGAAACAGGUGUCAGACGGAAGGAGAAUACUAGCUCGGACUCUCUCACUACCAAAGACGAUGUGCAUUCUAUCCGACAAAAAGGCUGAGAUCUCGACAGUUACCGAGCUGGCAUCUCCGAAAAUAAAGCUUCCACGGCUCGGAAAUGAUAUCGUGGAAAGGGUGUUUCCAGUUCGGUCUGUCGUUUCCUUUGAUCCCACUCUUUCUCCUCUCCAAACGCCAUCUUUGGAUAAAGCGGAUAGUCCAUUUCCUCAGAUACCACUCGAAGAUACCCCACAAAUGAGUGAAACGGUCGACGAUCCAUAUGGACGAUCUUAUAAAAGUCCCACGAGAGACACAAGGGAUCUAGAACCAGCACCGACAAGACCAAAUUACCUAGCUCGGAUGCACAGUCAAUUAAGUCUUUCCAAUAUUUCACCAUUGAUAUCAAGGUUGCCGGAAGAAGACGGAAAUUUGGUCUCUAUUGAAAUGUCGCCUUCGAGUCUUAACGCCCAGUUACAAAGUGCAAUUCGCGAGAGUGGAGAGGUUUUGACUACGAACGAGUUGAAACCAGGGCUUGGGUACCCCGAGGAUGAAACGAGUGUGGCAGUUCAGCCAUUUGGAGCAUUGUUAGCUCUCUCGGAGGUGAAUGAUAACAUGAUUGUUCAAGCUGUUAGCACGAACUCGAAAGAAAUUUUGGGUUAUUCCCCAGAUGAACUGUUUGAAUGUGAAUCCAUCUACACCGUAUUUCCCGGUUCACAGCAGAACAUAUUCUUUUCACACAUUCAAUACGUUUCGAGUGAUGGGUAUGAUGUGGAAACAUGUGGUCCGGAAGUGUUUUCGCUUUGGAUACCUGUCGCUGGAGGUGUUCCCAAGCAUCUUUGGUGCACCAUGCAUACCAGCAAGGCAUCCCAGAUCUACAUCAUUUGUGAGCUGGAAUUCGACGUUGCAGAUACGAAAGAUCGAAAGGAUAUUGGCCCUCAAGGAAUUCUCACUGCCUUGCGAGCUGGAAACAGUGAUGUUCGAACCAAUUCCUAUUCUUCAAGGGAAUUUGAAUCCAGAGGAUCAGAGCUCCUGAACACACUUCCACGUAUUAUACAGCCUUUAUCCAGUGCUCAAACACUCGAAACACUUGUUGAGCACUCCAUAGCCAGUGUGAAACAGGUGGUACGCUUCCAUCGUAUGACUAUGUAUCAUUUUGACAGCGAUCGCAAUGGCAUCGUUGUUGCAGAUUCAGUCGAUGCAUCAUUGGGCAUGAGCUCAUUUGAAGGGUUGGAGUUCUCGGAGUCAACUUUCCCGGCAAAUUUGAAGAAACAAUACCUCCGGAAUAAAGUCUCUUUUGCCUAUCGAAGAAAUAUAGACUGUGCAGAAUUAGCCUACCGUGCAUCGACAGUCAUGACUACGCUGGACCUAUCCCAUUGCUAUCUUCUAGCAGCUCCAGCUCCAGGUUCCUCCCCAGCUGAUACAAUUCCUCCAGUGCAGGCUGCUAUAUCGAUUGGCAUUCACGUUUUUGGAAAGCUAUGGGGGCUAAUCUCUUGCCAAUCAUAUGACAAAGGCACUUGGCUUCACCCGCUCAUUCAAAGGACAUGUUGGUUAAUAAGUGAAGCUUGUACUAGCAACAUUGAGCGGCUCUCAUAUACUUUGCCUUUCCAAUUGAUACAAAAGAAUGGCCUUAUUGGCGGAGUGGACAGCAAGCAACACAUUCAAACACCGUCGGGUGAUCUCCUUGACACAUUUGGCGCCGAUUAUGCUGCAACAUCUAUACUGGGAGAAACAAACAUACUAGGAAGGCCUCCAGAUUCUCAAGAAGUUUUGGCUUUGCUGGAAUACCUUCGAGUCAAGGAGCUAGACACUGUCCUGUGGUCAACCGACAUACUUUCUGACUUCGAAGAUCUCGACUACUCUCCUGGGUUUCGCCAUCUCUCCAGCCUCAUAUAUAUCCCUCUGUCCGCUGAUGGACAGGAUUUCAUCAUUCUCUUUCGUGGGCAGAUCGAAGGUGGCAAGGGUCAAACAGAGUGGUCUGCAUGCGAGCUUGGAAAAGCAUCGAUUCUAUCUUUGCUAUACAGAGCUUUCACCGAUAUUUGGCAGGAGAAAGAGGCUACGAUGCAAGAUAAUCAGCUCAUGAGACUCCUCCUCGCCAACUCCGCUCAUGAGUUCCGCACACCUCUCAACGCUAUAAUCAACUAUCUGGAAAUCGCCCUGGAUGGGAAUAUCAAUCAAGAAACCCGAGACAAUCUUUCCAGAUCGCACUCGGCAUCCAAGUCUUUGGUAUACAUCAUCAACGAUUUACUCGAUCUCACCAACGCAGAGAAUGGACAGAAAUUGAUCAAGGAUGAAAUCUUUAGUCUAUCCGAGACUCUAUGUGAGGCGACCAAUAUCUUCUGGGAAGAAGCACGACAGAAGCAUGUCAAUCUUCAAGUAGUACAACAUGCAGCAUUACCUGCCGUCCUCGGUGAUCAGCGACGAGUGCGACAAGUGAUCACAAACCUAAUCAGCAAUGCUGUCCAACAUACUUCCACCGGCGCGGUGACCAUCGAGUCAUGCAUCCUGAGCGAGUCAUGGGAUGACGGUCACAUCGCCAUCGAAGUGGCAAUCCAUGACACAGGCUCUGGCAUGUCCCAAGAAGCAGUCGAAACACUAUUCUGUGAGCUGGAGCAGGUCUCCAACAAAGAAUACACCCAGAGUCCCAAGGCUUACGCGAAGAAUGCGAACAUGUCACCUUCCGAAUCAGAAAGCGUCCUGGGCCUAGGCCUUGCCUUGGUCGCCAGAAUAGUUCGCAAUAUGAACGGGCAACUAAGCCUCAAAUCCCAAGAAGGAAAAGGAAGCUGUUUCAAGAUCCGCCUAAAGUUCUCAUUACCGUCCGAGGACAACGACGCAUCUCAUCACGCCACCCAAUCUACUUCGAACUUAAAUCACCAAUCCGCCACCCAAUAUAUCAACGCAGAUCCUCAAUCUAAUAGACAGGGAUAUGACAGGCCAACACCCAACGAAGACCCGUGUGACAGAAAACAAUCCGUGGAGCAGGAAACCCAAGACCAGCCACCGGAAUGCGGGGUUGUUCCCUGUCACUGUGGUUCACCCUUGGUGUCAGAUUCAGCCAUCGGCAAAGCGGACAACCCACUCGUAGAUGCUGAUAUCUCACUCAAUGGAGAAUCCCGAAAUCUGACCGUUCUUGCUUCUGGCGCCAAGGUCGAAGACAAGGUACCUUUGCGCUCUAGUUCUGGCCAAGCGCCGCACUCCGUCAUGGAUUCCACUUCAACUUCCACUUCCCCGACCGGUCCGGGUGAGACAGAGAAAGGAACUAAUUCCAUGACUGGGGGCACGCUUCGGAUCCUUAUUGCUGAGGAUGACCCAAUCAAUAGCUCGAUCGUUAAAAAACGACUCGAGAAGUUCGGGUACUCGAUCUGCAUGACGGGGAAUGGCAAAGAAUGUGCUUCUGUGCAUCGGGAAAGUCCAAUAUCGUUUGAUGUGAUUUUGAUGGAUCUCCAGAUGCCUAUUGUGGACGGAUUAUGUGCUACAAAGAUGAUCCGCGAAUACGAGCAGCAAAGUGCGUACCAUAGGACGCCUGUUUUUGCUGUUUCGGCUUCUUUGAUUGAAAAGGAUCGUCAGGUCUAUUUGGAUGCUGGGUUUGAUGGAUGGAUUAUGAAACCUAUUGAUUUCCAACGCGUGCAUUUACUGCUUAAUGGUGUUUUGUCUGCUGAACGGAGAGAUGACGCGCUCUAUCAACCUGGGAUGUGGGAACAGGGGGGUUGGUUUGGAAGAUAG